GUUCAUAAAUAAACAAGCAAAUGUAAACAAUUUUAAUAAAAAUUAUUUUACUGAUACGGAUAUGUUGAAUUUUACUGCUAUUUUAUUAUUUGGACUAAUAACAAUUGUCAAUUCGGAUACUGUGCAGCGAAUUUAUAUCAAAGACAACAAGAUACCUGUAAAAGGGGGCGAUAUACAGAUUGUUUGUGAGGUGUCGCAGUUUACCAACGAUGUUGUUAGGGUCUAUAAGACAGAUACCUUGCCUCAAGAUAUUACAACUGCUUCAGUAGUAACACAAUGUAUUCCAUCUGUGUGUUUAGGAACUACACCAAGACAUACAUUUAAUCCUAGUAGCAGUGGUAUCACUAUAACAGUCACCAAUCUAAAUAGAUCAGAAGACCAGAAAUAUUGGACAUGUGCUAUCAACAACCAAGGAAGAAAAUACACGCAGCUUAUUGUAUACACUAUCACACCAUCACUCCAGUAUGAUAAUCAACCAAGCCAGAACCAAGACCUUGUUCAGAAUUCAGUGCUCUUUAGCUGCCGCACAGGAUGUGCCUUUCCUUCACCAAACUUCACAUGGUAUUAUAAUGAGACAAGUGGGUCACGUCAAGAGUGGUCAACAACAGCCCCUGUAACAGAUAGGACUGGUGAUUGUACUGAUUCUGAGAAAAUAUAUACAUCUACAUUAACUCUGUCAAGAUAUACAGUGUUUACUGACAAUACAGAUACAACUGUGAAGUUUCAGUGUGGUGCUAUAUCAAUUAGUGGAGCAGAAGAUCAACUUUUUACACCAGCGUCUGUUGACGUUAGAUUUGCAGUACGUGUAUCAACAGUGACAUUAAAAGAUGGUAAUUCAGUUCCAUCUAAUUCAUUAGAAGUAAACAGUGGGGAACCUCAUACAUUGACAUGUACAUCAAGUGUCAGCAGACCAACAGCAACUAUCAUCUGGUAUUUUGGAGGCCAGGAAAAGAAAAGAGAAACUACUAGGACAUCUAGUUUUACAUUCACGCCAGAAUAUUCGGAUAAUCAGAAACAAGUUUACUGUAAAGCAUUUAAUAUACAGUCAGAAAACCAAGCCGUGUCUUCAAACAUUGUGUCACUUUAUGUAAAAGUAAAGGUAGCUAAUGUUACACUAAAGGAUGGCAACACUAUACCACCAGGAACACUAGAAGAAACAAAUGGUUUAUCUAAAACAUUAACAUGUACAGCAAGUGAAAGCAGACCUACUGCCACAAUUAUCUGGUAUAUAGGAGAAAAUGAUGAGAAGAAAAGGGAGAUUGUCACAGUGUCUACAUUAACAUUUACACCAGUUAUAUCCGACCAUAACAAACAAGUAUAUUGUAAAGCUUCACAGUCAGGAAAUCCAGAUGUGUUUUCAAGCAGAAUAUCACUUUAUGUUAAAGUAUUAGCUACCACUCCUACAAUCACAAAUCUUACAACAGAAAAGUUAGAAGGAGAUCAAAUAAAAUAUCAAUGCACCUCCUCUCAAACACGACCUGUUGCUAUAGUAACAUGGAAGCUGGGUACUCAAACAUUGACUGAUGUACAGAAUACAGAACAUAGUCAUGGAAAUGAUCUUAAAUCUGUUACAAGUAUUGUAACAUUUACAGCAAAAGGAACUGAUAACAACAAAACAAUAUACUGUGAAACCGCAAUACCUGGGCAAAAUUUAGUGAAGGUUCAAGAAAAGAUAACUGUGUAUUGGCCACCAGUGUCACCUGUUAUAUCAACAAGCAGAUUUCCAUUUCUAGAAGGUCAGACAGGAAAGAGUAUUUAUUGUUCCUCAUCUGAUUAUGGAAAUCCUACAGCUAUAGCAACAUGGACCGCACAAUUUGGAACACCUGAUAGCGCUGAUACAAGAACACUAAGGUUACCUAAACUAACAUAUCAGGUUGAUAGAAGUCCAGUAAAAUGUCAGUUGCAGAAUUUCUUUACACAGAGGAAAGGUCUUCAGAUCCAGUCCAAACAAGUACUAUUACAAGUUGAAUAUUCUCCAAGAGUUCAAAUUUUGACCGAUGGGAAACCAGUUACAACCAUAACAAGAAAUGAAGGACAAACGGUGUCUGUUACGUGUAAUACCACUGGAAAUCCAACACCAAUAGUAAGUUGGGUGAGACAACAAUCUAGUGGCCAUACUUUGUCAUUUGCUGAUAUAGAUAGAACGGACCAUGGUAACUUCACGUGUAGAGCUACAGCAACAUCAAUUUAUUACCCAAGUCAUAACUUUGUUACUGAAGAAGAAGUAGAAGUCUCCGUAAACUAUGCACCAGAUGUCAUUGUUGUUGUAAACAAUACGUAUCCAGUGGAAAACACGUCUUUGACAAUAAAAUGUAAACCCGAAGGACGACCAGCAAAUUAUCAUUUUACCUCGUUUGUGCAAAAAUUGGGAUCUAUUAUUGUCCAUAACACACAUAGUUCAAACAAUGGUGUUAUAGUUAUAGAAAAUGUACAACUUCACGAUAGUGGUACUUAUAUAUGUAAAGCAAACAAUGGCAUUCGAGACAGGAACGAUCGGCUUGAUCAAAGUGGAAACAUCACUGUAAAUAUUUUGGUGUCACCUAAGGUGCUUCUCCCGACAAGUAAAAGAAAAAUCUUAGGGCACCUCGGACUAACGACUAAUAUAACAGUGCCAUUCUAUAUAAAUCCUCGACCUCACACUGUACAAUUCACAUUCCCAAAUGGAUCUGUUAUAACAAACUCUAGCAAACAUACAGUCAGGCUCUUUAAAGAAUUUGUUAAAGAUGUGUUUUAUAGACAGGAAGUGGAGCUAGACGGAUACCUUGCUCAACUUCAAAUAAAAAAUGUGGAAGAAUCAGAUUUUGUUAACUACAAAUUGAUGAUUUAUAACGGACUGACAGGAUCAUUUCAAUCAUGGGUGAUUGAACAUGUCUUGGAAAAUAAACCACCAGAUGUACCUACGAAUUUUAUUCUUGCAAAACAAUUGAGUACAGAAAGUUCACUUACUGUGACAUGGAAUCCUGGAAAUAACAAUGGCCACCAACAGACGUUUAUAUUAAUGUAUAAAACAGUAUCAGAUGAUAAAUGGAAUAAUGUAUCAGUAUCUGACAUAGGGGAAUAUGAAAUGACCUACACUGUUUCCGGUUUAUCAAGCGGGACAUACUACGAGAUUAUGCUAUAUGCAGCAAAUGUGCUGGGAAAUUCGGAAGAAUCUGAAAUUAUGCUUGUCAAGACAAAAGACAAACCAGUGGUAUGUGAUUGCAACAACGGCGCGGCUAAUAAUGACAUAAAAGCAGUGAUUGUAGGAAUUGUUCUUGGAAUAAUUAUCGUGGUAGUCGUGGCAUAUGCUGGUUAUGUUACAAUAUUACUGAGACGAAAAGGUGAAAACACAGCGGGAAAUAAAUCUGACAAGCCGACUAAGCUGACUAAGUAAGUCAUUAUUUCAUCAAUUCCAUUAUUCAGGUGUUUCUUUGUUUGUGUUUCCACUACAUAUCACCAUUUUAUAAUUGGUGUAGAAAUACGUUUUGUAUAUUUCCUUUGUGAAUGACACAUACUCUUCAUAAUUGCUUAAUGGUUAAAACCAUAAUUUACAUAAGAGCAUGCUAUUUUGUUCUGUAAUAUUUUUCCAGUUUACAUACAAUAUCCA
Ruditapes philippinarum (Manila clam) is the source of this 3586-nucleotide messenger RNA. RefSeq names its product hemicentin-1-like. Gene Ontology annotation, molecular function: cell adhesion molecule binding. The transcript is spliced from 14 exons. Gene Ontology annotation, cellular component: cell-cell junction. The record is from RefSeq and is a predicted model, not a curated record. Bases 62 to 3373 code for a protein of 1103 amino acids. Gene Ontology annotation, biological process: cell-cell adhesion. Lineage: Eukaryota; Metazoa; Mollusca; Bivalvia; Venerida; Veneridae.